AACAUGCAAACUCCACACAGAAAGACCCCGGCCUGAUGGUGGAAUUGAACUCAAGACCUUCUUGCUGUGCGGCAACAGUGCUAACCACCGUGCCACCGUGCUGGUCAAACUGGCUGCAGGACACAAGUUUGACAGAGAUGUUGAACUGCUGAUUUAUUACAAAGAUGCUCACCAGCCCACUGCUGUGGUGGAGGCAGGACAGGCCUCUGCUGAGCCGGGCUCUCUGAUGGGUGAUUCAGUGGUGAUGGUGAGUCUGUACCCUGAGUUCCCCCAGUCUGUGAUGUCUUCAGUGGCUUCAUGUGGAGAGUUUGUGUUCUUAAUGGAUCGAUCUGGAAGUAUGAGUAAUACUCGCAUCCGCAGUGCCAAGGAUACUCUACUGCUCCUGUUGAAGAGCUUACCAAUGGGAUGCUAUUUUAACAUCUAUGGUUUUGGGUCCAGAUAUGAACACAUCUUCCCUAAGAGUGUGGAGUACACUCAGCAGACCAUGGAAGAGGCCCUGAAGAGCGUUGAGCAGAUCCAGGCUAAUCUUGGAGGAACAGCGAUCCUGGAGCCCCUCAAACAUAUUUACAGUCAGCCUUGCAUUCCCAGUCAGCCUAGACAGCUGUUUGUCUUUACUGAUGGAGAGGUGGGAAACACCAAAGAAGUGAUAGAUCUGGUGAAGAAGAACUCAGAUUCCCACAGGUGUUUCUCUUUUGGGAUUGGGGAAGGGGCCAGUUCUGCUCUCAUCAAUGGGAUGGCAAAGGAAGGAGGAGGUCAUGCUCAGUUCAUCACAGGGACUGACAGGAUGCAAGCAAAAGUGAUGCAGUCGCUGCGAUUUGCUCUGCAGCCGACUGUGGUCGACUUCUCAGUCACAUGGGAUUUACCAAAGGAAGUGUCUGUCACUGUCCUCUCUCCACCAAUCACAGCACUUUUCCAGGGUCAAAGGUCACUGAUUUAUGCCCAGCUUACUGGACAGAGCUCAGAGGCAGCAGAGGGCUGUGUGACGGUGAAGUACAGCCUGGCAGGUCAUCCCUCUGAGAACCAGCUGCACUUCAGUCUCAGACCUGCAGAGGACACUGGAUUAACAGUCCACAGGUUGGGUGCUCGUACUCUGAUUCGCUCACUGGAGUUGGAGGAGAGAGAGAGUAGAGGACAGCAAGAUGGAGAAGUGAAGAAAAAGUUGGUGCGGCUCAGUGUCCAAUCAGGAGUGAGCAGUUCUUUCACUGCCUUCAUUGCUGUCAACAAAGACAACAGCAGGGUGAUCCAAGGACCUCUUGUGCGCAGAAAUAUUCCGACGCCCAUGACACAAAGAUUUGGAUCAGUAUUGCUUGGUCAUCCUAGAAUGAUUGGCUCCCCCAUGGAAAUGUGUUCAAUACCAGAUACGUAUGGAAAGAAAGAAGGUAAUCUGCGGUGUGGGGGUUAUGCGAAAAAGGCGCACGGUGGACAAAGGCUUUUUUACCGAACUCGGUGCAGACAAGAGGAACAGACAGCAGCAGCUGAUCAUUUGAACGCAAGGAUUGCGUUGCUCAAGCAACCACCCAGAGACCCUUUCAUGCACUUAGUCUCCCUCCAGAAGGCGUCUGGUUCCUGGCUGCUUGAUCCAGAUCUGGCUACUGCACUGGGAAAGACCAGUGAGCAGGUGGAAAAGAUCAAACCCAGAACGGCCAACAGUGAAGUGUGGGCCACCAUUCUGGCUCUGGUCUGGCUUCAUGCUUUCAAGGUGGAUGCAAAGGAUGAGUGGGAGUUUCUGGCUAUGAAGGCUGCCUCAUGGAUCCAUGCUCAAAAUGCGCCAUGUGUGUCAGAGUGUGUGGAAUCUGGAAAUGUCCUGUUGGGUUGCGGCAUAAAGAAAGAAGAUCUGGGACUCUAGGUUUUCUCGAAGUGGAUUCACCUUCAGGAUUGGCAAAUCAUGCCAUAUGGCUUUUAAUUCAUUAUUGUGCUAUUUACCCUACUGUAAUUGUUAUGUAAUCAGAAUCGUUUCAAAAAACAAGCAGUUAUUAUGGCAACUCAUUUAAAUUGUAUGUUUUUAUUCCUGUUUUCCAUCACCACAUGGUGAUGUUGUUCAUAAUUUGUUACUUUUUACUUGUUUUUAUACAUUCCACUUCAUGUUGUUCUUCUGAAAAAGGUUCUAAUUCAAAAUGCUUGUGUUACAGUCCCAAAUCAAAGUUAAGUUUUUAUGCCUCUAGACAAAGUCCUAAUUUUAUCUUAUAGCGCUGUUUAUAUGGUCACAUUGAAAUUAAACAAUAUUGAUGACA
Messenger RNA from Haplochromis burtoni (Burton's mouthbrooder), 2231 nucleotides. RefSeq names its product von Willebrand factor A domain-containing protein 5A. The transcript is spliced from 16 exons. The record is from RefSeq and is a predicted model, not a curated record. The coding region runs from base 227 to 1846 and encodes 539 amino acids. Lineage: Eukaryota; Metazoa; Chordata; Actinopteri; Cichliformes; Cichlidae.